AUGAAAAAGAGGGAGUGUGAGGAAGUGCCCCUCCGUGUUCUGCUUUCACCAUCAGAGCUCUCAAGGGCCAACUGUGCAGCCUUGGGUGGGCGUCAGGGCAGCACCAGAGGAGCAGGGAGCGGCAAUGUGGGCACAGCUGGGAGCGGCCGCCUGCUCAGCUCUGCUCAUUUCCCAACGUCCCUAACGCCACCGCCGCUGCGGCUCCGCCGAGCUCUGCGGGGCGCCGGGAGCGCAGCUCUGCCUCGGCAUCGCCGGGUGCCGGCCGGGGAGGGAGCCGGGCUGCGCUCACAGCACAGCACCCCGGGAAGGCGGGUUCCCACGGCAGCCCAGCUGGACCAAGCGCUGUCUCUUUCAUAUGGCUGGAGGGACAGCAUUUUGGGCCGCGCUGCAGCGGCCCGUACAGCGUCGGGGAACUCCGCAAACCCGCGCUCGGGGCGGUGGAAGGUCGACCUCACGCGCACCUUCACCUUCCGUAACUCCAAGCAGACAUACACAGGAAUUCCCAUUAUAGUGGCAAACAUGGACACUGUGGGGACAUUUGAAAUGGCUGUGGUUAUGGCAAAACAUGCAAUGUUCACUGCAAUUCACAAGCAUUAUUCUCUGGAAGAAUGGAAACUGUUUGCUGCCAAUCACCCAGAAUGCCUUGAGCAUGUAGCAGCAAGCUCAGGUAGUGGACAAGAUGAUUUGAAAAAGUUAACAAGUAUUCUAGAGGCCAUUCCAGCUAUCAAAUACAUCUGCCUGGAUGUGGCAAACGGCUAUUCAGAGUAUUUUGUGGAGUUUGUGAAGUCCGUCCGUGCCCUGUUCCCACAUCACACCAUUAUGGCAGGCAAUGUGGUGACAGGAGAGAUGGUAGAAGAACUUAUUAUUUCUGGAGCAGAUAUUAUUAAAGUGGGUAUUGGACCAGGUUCUGUGUGUACCACUCGGAUUAAGACAGGGGUAGGCUAUCCACAGCUAAGUGCUGUUAUUGAGUGUGCAGAUUCAGCACAUGGCUUGAAAGGACAUAUCAUCUCUGAUGGAGGAUGCAACUGCCCAGGAGAUGUCGCCAAAGCGUUUGGAGCCGGUGCUGACUUUGUCAUGAUUGGAGGAAUGUUUGCAGGCCAUGACCAGAGUGCUGGAGACAUUAUAGAAAGGAAUGGCAAGAAGAUGAAACUAUUCUAUGGAAUGAGCUCUGAUACAGCCAUGAAGAAACAUGCAGGAGGGGUUGCUGAAUACAGGGCUUCAGAGGGCAAGACUGUGGAGGUGCCAUACAAAGGGGAUGUGGAACACACCAUCCUGGACAUCCUCGGGGGGCUGCGCUCCACCUGCACCUACGUGGGAGCUGCCAAACUCAAGGAACUGAGCAAGAGAACGACGUUUAUCCGGGUCACCCAGCAGCACAACGAGGUCUUCUCCUAGCCUAGGCCUGGGGGGCUGGAGAGAGGGGUGGGGGAGAAGAGCAGGAAGGGCUGCUCUUUUCCUUUGCUUUCUCUUCCGUGUUGUGUUAGUGGCAAACUUCCCUCUUUCUCUCUCAGAAUGGCAGUGUCAUAGGCAUUGGCUGUGGCUGGGAUUUGGAAGGGGAAAGUCGUGCUAUUAACACAGUGCCAUUGAUUCAAAAUGCAAUAGCCUCAUCUUUUAUUGUUGUGCCUAUUUUAUUUUUUAAUCAACAUUUCUUCACCUGGUUUUUUCCCCCUCUGAUAAAUAGCUGCUGAAACCUCAGUUAACGAGGAAUUGGCUUGUACAGACAUGGCUGUUACCGCCUGCACACAUUCACACAUUCCCUUUUUUAAGACUGACCUGUCAGCUACCACCACUUUCUGGCAGUGCACCUUUCAGAAAUUGCAGGCUGGAAGAGAAAAAGAUGCAAGGAAUUGCAUGGAGAAAUAAAAAAUCAAGUUCUCUUUAUCUUUUUUCUGGCUAAAGAAUGAAUGUUAUGGCACAACUGCCAGCCUGCAAAAUGUCAGAGGUGGAUGGUAGAUGAGGCCUGGCUGCUGGUGACAUGUGAUGCUAAAAAUGCCAAAUCUCUGUCACUUUCAGUUCACAGGGCUGAUGUUGCUGUUCUUACUUAAACCUCCCUAUUCAAUGGACUUGCCCUUUCAGAGAAGCUGGCACUGAAUGUAGCAAAACCGUGCUGGCCCCCCUGCCCCCAUCUGGGGAGAUCAUUCAGAAGCUUUUCAGAGCUUGCCUGCUUUAUCAUGAGUGCAGUUAUGGAAUUACCUGGGUUCCUGUUUUACCUGCUCUCUGGGAACAGGUUUUUAAGACAUUGAAACUCAGCAGCUGUAACUCUGACAAGGGGGAAUGAUUCUUGCAGUCCUCCCUGUUUCCUUGCCUGCUCACAUCCAUUUAGCAAAAAUGUAAAAAUGCUGUGCCGUGCAUUCUCUGUGGCCAGGUGGAGGAGACCAGAGGGAUCAAAUUGCCUUCUGGGUUUGUGGUACCACUCCUUUGCAGUCCUUGACAUCAUGUAAAGCGAGAUGGAGCUUUUGGCAGAACAGCCUGGUUGAUUGCAAGACACUGUCAGGCUGAGAUGGAGUUAAAGCAUUUGCUCUGAAGGCAGUAAUGAAUGUUUGAGACUCUGGGUAACACUUCAGUAAAGUGUAAUGGCCUGAUAAUUAAUUGAUAAAUCACAAUGAAAAUUUCUUUGGAAAUACGCAUUGCAUCCACAACUACCACAGUAGCUCAAUAUGAUAAAUGAUGUAAAAGUGAGCACCAAUGAAUUAAUAAUGUUUGGCCACUUAUUUCAAACUGCUGCUGAGAUCAUAAUGCAGCCGGUGUUACCUCAGUAUUCAGAACUUUACUUUUCCCUCCUGUAGACUUCUGUGGAAAGAGGCAGGCUUCCUUUGAAAAGCAAAAAAGUGAUCUGUAGGAAAAGGAGUAGCAAAGAGAAACUCUAAAAUUCGUACGCUGGACUGCUUAAAAAGCCAGUCACAAGGACUGGUACAAUUGACCACGCUGAGAAGCAAAUCCAGGCCACAAGCUGAUCCCUGGUGAUUUUUAAGUGUGUUGUGCACAUUAGAAACAGCACAGGAUAUCUUUUAAAUUGCCUGGCAUUUUAAAUGUCUUCCAUUUAACGUGUAGGACAUACUUCUUAAUUGUGGGAUGACCCCUUCCUCUGCUUUGGAAGUGGAUGAGGGCCUUGAUGUGAGCACAGGUUAUGCUUGUGCUGGCUGCAAGGACCAUUUGUCCUGCCCACAUAUCAUAAAGGAAUGUGAAUGCAGCAGAGAAGCAGGGCCUGGGAAUCCAGGCCCUGAUCUCUGUUCCCUCCAACCUGGAAGCAUCACGUGAAGAGAGUGCCAGGCUUCUUCACCACAGAAUGACGCCGUGGGCCACCCACUGCUCUCAGCUGCACUAGCCCAGAGCAGAGGCAGUGAGACCUCUCUGCAUCAGUACAGCUGUGGCACAGCACUGGUCCUCUCUUUAUGUGACUGAGGGGGAAGCAAAUGGACACCUCUGUCAGGAGUGGGGUCAGACCAUCACAGCCCAGUCCUGACCACAGGUGUGUCUCCACACUGGUGCCUUCACGCGUGGGAAGUGCAGCCCUCUGCUGGUCUCAUGCUCACUCUCACUAGAGCUUUUCUUACUUUUUUUAGCUACAUUUCUAAGUGGAAUUUAAGAAAUACAUAUGCAUAUAAAAAAAAUAUAUAUAUUUGUAAACAUUUUUUUAAAAGAUCAUGCACACACCAAACUGAGCAGCUUCAUGAUGGCCUCAGAGCAGUUUCUUUUCCAAAGGGCAGAUGCUGGGGACAAGGGAAGGCUGCCUCUCCACAAGUGUGGCAAAUGGGGCUAUUCUUACACCUGCUUUCCUUCCCCUCUUGUACAUACCUCUGAUCAGUGACUAAUUGGAGAGGGACACACUAUUCUUAAGCUGUCCCCAAGUUCUUCAGGCUGUGAAUGACAUUGAUGCCAUGGAUGGUGACUGAUAAAGUUUUGAUGUUAGGUAUUUGGUUUUCUGCAUAGCAGUUCUUACCAUUGUUUUGAUAAACAGCAUGUUUUCUUUCAUUUUCUCCUCUCUAGAAGUGAGCAGGAGAGAGAAAUGAGAUGCAGAAAGGUUGAACUGGUGGCGUGUCUGCAUCUCACCCACUUAUAUGUGAAUUUUGUUCAGGAAUAACCCUCAGCUAUGUCAGUGCUCACCAUUGACACUGUACAUGUGCUGCUCUGAGACAGGCUGGAAAAUACAAAAAAAAAAAUUUAAAAAGGAAGCACUUGAGUCCCCCUUUAACACCUAUUCCUGUGCUGCAGUCGUUUCCAUGAUCUUUCCUUAGCUCCAGCUCCUGUACCCUGCUCAAGCCUGCUGCUACUCCCACAAGGAAUGAGCCAGAGAGAGCCAGGAACACACUUUGUCUGGCAGAAUGGUCCAAGACAAGACCACAACCACUGACAAAUGCCAUGUGCCAUUUGUGGAUCUACCUCACCUGCACAUCUAACUGGGUUCUUUGUUAUUUGGUGUCCUUUUGUGGGAAAUUUGUAAGUGCUUAAUGUUGAGUGAUUCUGCAUAAUCAGGUCUUCUCUAGCUCUACAUCCCCACCCCAUCCUGUCCACAGGAAUGCUGUGAGUGUUACAGCCUGUACUGCAGGCCAGGGUCAUGCCUGCUUCCCCCAGUCAGGCAAUUGUUGAGCUCCCAAGAGCAGUGUUGAGGUUCCCACUGGCUCCAGAAGGGUGCAGUUUAACAUACCAAAGACCUACAAGUGGGGAUGCUGAAAAGGGCAACAUUACAUCAUUAAGCAAUCCCUGCUGAGCAUAUCUGUCUGUGGCACCUUGAAACAUAAGGACACCUCUAACACCCCUGGCUCUCCCAGUCCUGCUGUGGGGUUGCCUUGCUGCAGCACAUUUUGCAGGGUGGGCUUCUGCCCACAGAGCCUGGCUACUGGAACUCCUUGGGAUGGAAGGGCUUGGCACCCGAGUGGCCUUGCUCACUCCCCAGUGACUGUGUGGUGGCUCCAAGGAGUGCAUUGUGCACGAGGACACCUCCUUGUUGUAGGUGUGAGCAGUUGCUAAAGGGGUGGUCCUUGAGCCAGCAUCCUGACAGAUGCAAAACAAGCCACACACAGAACACAUCCCAUCUGCUCAUUGGAACAGCCAGUCCCAUCGGCCCUGGGGCAGGGGCUUCAGCUGUGCUUUGGUGCAGCUUUCUUCUCCCUUAGGGCAUGGUGGGGUUGAAUGUAGGAUGGGGACAUCCUGUAAAUACGGAGAGUUGUAAGCAGGAUCAGAAAAAGCCUCUGUUUGCCUUUGGGGGAGCUUUUCCUAUAUAAAAUGUGCCUGUCUCUUUCAGCUAGUCAAUAGCAGGGGUAGAAAGAACGGAGAUGAGGAAGAAACUGGCAGCUGUUGGCCAAGCCCCACUGUGUUAGGACAGGUGCUUUCAGUCAAGGACAUGAUGAGAGUUUGAAGCUCUUCUGAACCAAGCACUCCCUACUUUAUACCUAUUGAACUCCACUCUUGUGACAGACUUGUUGCUGCAGCUUUUUGCCGCUGUAUGUCCAGUGUCUAUCCAUCACCAUCUCUCAUCCCCCACCGGGGGAUAGUGCUGCUUAGCUGCUAAUACCAGUUUUAUACCAAAAAUUCUUUGGAGCCAGGAGGGCUUUUGCAACCAGUGCCAGGUUUGGCCUUGUGUAAAAGAGAUGGGGGGGGGGGGAAAAAGCCAAGGCUCAGGAACAGCAGUUUGCCCUCCGCAGCAGCCAGGGCCAGCAGGUGGGAGAGGGCCAGCCCUUCCCUGUGGGCUGGGAGCUGCCAGGGGCAGAGGGGUUGAAGCUUGUCUCGAGUAGAUGCUGGCACAGCUCUGCACUCAGGACAGACCACCCCCUGCAGCCUUAGCUUCAUUUGUGGUCACCCAGAUGCUUAAGCGAGCCUUCCCCAACAUUUAUUUGACCCAGUGUUUGCUGGCUAAAGUUUCCAUACAUAACUCAGCAGUCUGGAGUCCAGAAUUCCCUAGUGUUGCCUGUGAUAACUGUGAAACGCUUCUGUGUCAUUGGCCAAAAAGCUGAUGGGCUUUCAGUGUUUUGCUGCCCUGCUUGAGCCUGCUGAGAUGGUGAUGAGAGCACUGCCCUCCUUCCCUCUGCUGUGGCAUCCCUGUGUGCGCGGCCCAAGCGUCCCAACUGCUCCCAAGUUUUUGUUUUUGUUAUGCAAUAAAGAACUUCACCCUGACAGGCUGCAGAGCGUUUUAUGGCCGUGGGUGGGAGGCUGCGGCGCCUUUUGGCAUCGUCACAAAUGCUGGGUGGGGCUGGGGGAGGAUGGGGCAGGGAAUUAAAUUGGAAAAAUUAUGUCCCUAGGAAAUCUCUGUCCCCUUUAGUCAUAAAAGACACAACAUGCAUUUGCAAUUGGCACUGUUAUUUUAUUAGUACGAGUAUACUGAAACAAUAAACUUGUACUGGUAUACAGACAAUUUCUUUAAAACAAUUUUGUUCAAAUUUUGAAUCAAACAUUGUUUUAUUAUAAUAAUGAAAUAAUUUCUACCUAGAAAACCUGCAAGCACCAUCAAAGAAAGGGACCAUAAAAUUCAAUAAACAGACGCGAGUGUAUCCUACAAAUAGACACACCACCAUUAGAAAAUAGAAUAUGAAUUCUUCCAUUUUUUUUAAUAUUUGUUUUAAAAAAGCUAGUGCAAGUACAAUAUUUUACACUGGAAUUACAGAGAGUAUGCACGCAUAUGGAAAAAAGUUCUCCUGUCACAAUAAAAGCUCUUAACUAUGUCUGUAUGCACUUAAAAUCUUCUCCUCUUUUCAAUAAGGUGCAAAACGUUAUUCCCUCCCUAUUUUCUCCUUUGUACUGGCCAUGUCAGCUCAAUUUCUCCCCAACACAAAGCUGCAAUAUCCCUUUUGCUGGGCCUACACUAGGAACUACACUGGAAGUGUGAUUUGCAACAACCCUCAUUAGUAAUACCAGACAAUUUAAAAAAAAAAAAUUACUUUAAAAACUACUGAUGUCGAAUGGCUGGACCUGACCCCGGCUUGGCCAAGCGCCGCUGCCAGCUGCUGCCGGGAGCGGUGACAUAGCUAGUACAAAAUGGAUUUCAGUAGCUCACCCAAACUGAAAAAGGUUGGGAAAUUCCCCCACCCCCCCACUUUUGUAACACUGCGAAAAGAACAGUGUUCAACAAGUUAAUAUAUUAUUAAAAAAAAAAAAAAGGAGCAAAUACAUACAUAAGUGAGUUUCAACAUUAGCUGACUGUCGUGAAGAGUUGCAUCUAUGCCUUACCAGAUUAGUAACUUUGCGAAGCGCCCGGCCUGACAGCCAGGCUGCAGACACAGACCGAGCCACCUGCAGCCACCCCCGGCCCGUUUUUGCCCUCAGCUGCCCAGAUCCAAACCCAAUGGACUGGAACAAGAAUUUUGCAGAGCUUGUUCCAUGGGACAGUACCUGGGUCCUGGACUUUUAAAGCAAAUGCCAGGGUGGAAUCCCCUCACCAGCGGGUGUGACAGGGCAGACCUGCCCUGCCCAUGGAGCCAGUGGCCCCACCCUGGCUCCAUCCUGGCUGAGGAUCUGGGCCCUGAAGUUCUGCCCAUCACCCAUCCUGUAGUACAGCAAGGACAGCUUCAACUAGUGACUCUGCUCACUGCAAACAACACUUCCAAUGCACACCUACUGCGUGGUCGAGGGAAAGGGCACAGGAGCUUUAACUGCUCAAAAUAGAAACUAACAAAAUAGAAACAACCUUGGAUGAAGCCUCCAUAAAAUCCUCAGUGGAAGACUUGCGUCCUUUCAGCUAACAAGAAAAAACCUACAGAAACCUUAGAGACUGUUAUUGUAUAAAUACUACCUGUUGGCUGAAUGCACUUCACCGUAACACAACUGGGGCUGGUUUCCGAGCGCCCGGAGGUCACUUGCACAGGGCGAGGGUUCCCACCCCGUGUGCCUGUGGGAACCAAAACUUGGGUCACCUCUGGGGAAGGGGAUGGGAACAGCCUGACACUUUGCCCUCUCAACUCUGCCACCAGCUCCCAGCUGCCCAGCUCCAUCUUUGGACAGGAAGAGGAUCCUCUCCUUUUGGCUUCUGAAAAACACCAGUCUUGCCAUUGGUCAAGACCAUCACUGGAACCGUGCUCUGUGAGACCAGCUGCUCCCGGCACUCUGGUGGCAGCGGUGGGGGAGAGGGGCAGUGACAGGGGCUGGAGGGCUGGGUCGCCUUGGGUACCAUUCUGCCGCUAGUGCUGGGCAAGGAUUCCUUGUUACAAGCACUUCUAGCUCAGGGUUGUACUCUUUGGAUUUCGUCUGGAACAGGAAGUGCUGAAAAAACGUGGAACAGCAUCCCCAGAGAGAAAAAAAAUGGGACCAAAAGGCCUCGGGCAGAAACCACGCAGGUUGUGCUCAGGCGGCAGCAGCUCUCACCCGAGGGCUGCCAGCACCAGCAGGGUCCCCACGCUCGGGCCAGCCCGGCCACGCCUGCCCAGGGCACAGCCCAGACCUCCCUCAAACCAGCCCUGUCCUCUGGGCUGCCAGGGCCUUCCCUCAGCGCCAGCAGAAGAGACUUAAAGCCAAAACACAACUGGAGAGUGAUACUAGUUUUGCACAGUAGCCACCCUUUGAAGUGCCCGGUAGCUGCACUCAGGAAUUGCUGCUCCAAGGUGUAUUUUCAGCACAGGAAUAAACAGUGUGACUCCAUUCCCCAGAAAUGGGACCCAUGUAAUACGAACAGAAAAUUAAGCACAGUUGUUCUUUAAGAGCCUUUUAAGUAAUAAUUCUUCCUGGCCAGAGCCAAUACAAAUCAGAUCAUCUAGACAUGACAUUUUCUAUAUACAAAAAACAUGUAACUUUCAACCUUUCUCUGCUUUUGUAUUUAAAAACUUUUUUUUUACAAACAAGGUAUGAAACUCACUGUUCAAACAGAGCCAUCUCUUUUUCAAACACUGAAUGAAUCAUUCCAACAUUCAUUUUUCUUUUGUGCAAUUUUUUAAAACAUUACCUGUACUCCUCAAUGUGAGUGCUUCAAAAAAAGUUUCUAUUUUUAAUAAGCUUCUCAAAUUAGGUUUACAUCAAAAAAUAUUCCCACAAGGUAUAGUGCUACAAGAAAAGAUCCUAUCAGUAAAGGUAACACAUCUGAAGCGAGGUCGUCUAUGUAAAAGAAAUUGAACUCUGGAGUAGAGGUGUGCAAUGCGUUUGGAAUUUCCCUAUGGGCACAAAGCAAGGCUGUCCUCAGGACAGGGAAUCAAGUGGACAUGUAGGCAUACACGUAAAAAAAAUGCACACGUAACUUCUUUGUGUGCAAACAGACACUCUUGCCUGGGUGUGUGUGUGCACAUAUGCAUAUCUAUCUGCAUCAACAAAUUCUCAUUUUGCUAUGUAUUACAGGAUUUGGGGAAGUGGGAGGGUUGGAAAAAGCAGAGAAAUUACUGCCUCCACUCUGAUGGUAUGUUCAUUCCCCUUGCUUUUCACAUCAGCACUGGUCAGAGCUCACAAUGGACUCUGCUGCUACCUGUGAUGAUGGGGAAGAAAGAAAUGGAAACUAUGAGUGCAUAUCCCAUUCUGCCUUUGGUCAAGUUUCUGGGACAGAAGUGUUUCAAUGGGCCAAAUCCCUGCCACCUGCCCAAGGCUUCUGCCCUGGUGAACCCCGACAUUUUUCCAGCUGCUCAUUUAAGGUCAGGAUCUGG
This is a messenger RNA of Ficedula albicollis (Collared flycatcher), 9551 nucleotides long. RefSeq names its product guanosine monophosphate reductase (gene GMPR). The coding region runs from base 1 to 1395 and encodes 464 amino acids. Gene Ontology annotation, molecular function: GMP reductase activity. The transcript is spliced from 10 exons. NCBI's taxonomy places the organism in Eukaryota, Metazoa, Chordata, Aves, Passeriformes, Muscicapidae. Gene Ontology annotation, biological process: nucleotide metabolic process. The record is from RefSeq and is a predicted model, not a curated record. Gene Ontology annotation, cellular component: GMP reductase complex.